UUUUUCAAACCACGUGACCAACACUGUCAUGGCGUCGCCCUCGUGUCGUGCGUGGACGGUAUCGUUUGGAACAGCAUACUGACAUUUCUUAAAACCACAGACAGGUAGAAUGAAGACAAAGAAGAUGAGGCCGACAAACAAGCGUGUGUCCUCCGGGCUGAUGAAAAAAGCCAAACGGAGCGUCCACAUGAAAGGGAGCUGGAAAGCUGUAGCGCUGGAUCCCAGUCUCUUUUCUGAGGAGGGCUUGGAGGGUCUGGUGUGUUUUGAGGAGCUGGAAAGUUACAGUCUGGUUGACUCCGAAAAGGCUGCAGCUAAAGCAGCAAGAGAACUGAAGAAGAAGGAGGAGAAGAAGAAGAAGAAGAAGGAGGAGGUGAAGAAGAAGAAGGCGGCGAAGAAAAGGAAAGCCAGCGAGGGAGAAAAGACUGGACUUAGUGUGGCUGUGGACAGCAAAGUGGAGGAGGAAAAGGCAGAACCUGUCAAAGUGGAGGAGGAAACGGGUGAACCUGUCGAGAAAAAAGCCAAGAAGAGGAAAAAUAAGAAACUGGCUGCAGAGGAAUCAGUGCAACAAGAUGACAUUUCUUCAGAUGUUACACAGGAGGUCGUAGCUCCAGGCGAGACUGAAGGGAAAGAGGAAACAGCAGAAAAGGAUACUUUAAAAGAUACAAUAAGUCGCUCAGAACCUGAUGCUGAAACAAAACAAGAAAAGAAUGUCAAGAAAAGGAAGAAAAAUAGAAAAAAACAGAAGCAACAGCAAGAAGAUGAAACCCCAGACGCCGAGCCAAACCAGGAGUCUCCAUCAGAACUUCAAGCCGUGGAAGAAGAAAAAUCCACUCGAGACAAAGCAGCAAAGCCCGCCAAGAAGCAACAGAAAAAUUGGACAAAUGCAGCUCGCUCUGGCUCUGAUGGCAAAAACGUUGACAUGAGUGCAUGGAAGGAUCUGUUUGUUCCCUCAUCUGUGCUAAAUGCAAUGAGCAGUCUUGGGUUUGGAUCACCAACCCCUAUUCAAGCUCUUACUUUGCCUUCCGCUAUCAGGGAUCGGAUGGAUAUACUGGGGGCGGCUGAGACAGGAAGUGGGAAAACGUUGGCGUUUGGCAUUCCUAUGAUUCACGCCAUCCUGGAGUGGAGGAACGGUUCAGAAAAGCCUCUGGAUGAUAACAUCGAAGCUUCCCCAAAGGUUGAGAGUUUGUAUUUACCAUCUGUAGAGGAGUCCUCAGAAGACGAGGAGGAGGAGGAAGUGGGGGCCGAGGAAGAGGAGAGUGAACGUAUCACGAAGCAGGAUCACAGCGACUCAGGCGAACAUGAAAGUGAAGAUGAUGAUGGCCUUGGAGAAAAAGAUAAUGAUGUGAAACUCAGGUGUGUUCAGGAAAUCGAAAAUACAGAUGUUGACAUUAACCCCGACGCUGAAGAUGAAGAACAAACAGCUGGUGGGCGGAGUCAGCCUCUGCUCGGAUUGGUGCUCACUCCGACCAGAGAGCUGGCUGUUCAGGUCAAACACCACAUUGAUGCUGUUGCAAAAUACACAGAUAUCACAACAGCGAUCGUGGUGGGUGGUAUGGCUCAACAGAAACAAAGACGAAUGCUGAAGAGAAGACCAGAGAUCAUUAUUGCCACUCCAGGACGUCUGUGGGACUUGAUCAAAGAGAGGCAUCCACACCUGCUGAACUUGAGACAGCUCAGGUGCUUGGUCAUUGAUGAAGCAGAUCGCAUGGUAGAGCGAGGCCACUUUGCAGAGCUGGAGAGUCUGCUGGAGAUGUUGAACACGGUACACUUUAAUCCCAUGAGACAAACAUUUGUCUUCUCAGCCACGCUGACGAUGGCUCAUAGCCUGCCAACGCGCCUCCUGCAGAAGAAGAAGAAGAACCUUGACAAGAGGAGCAGGCUUGAAAUACUCAUGGAGAAAGUGGGGAUCAAGUCCAAACCAAAAAUUGUUGACCUCACCAGGAAGGAGGCAACUGUGGAGACCCUGAUAGAGACCACUAUCCACUGCCAGAAGGAGGAGAAGGACUUCUACCUUUACUAUUUCCUGCUGCAGUAUCCAGGCCGCACCAUGGUGUUCGCUAACAGUAUAGACUGUAUCAAGAGGUUGAACUCCCUGCUGGUUAUUUUGGACAUUACACCACUGCCCCUUCAUGCUAACAUGCACCAGAAACAACGCCUCAAAAACCUGGAGAGGUUUGCUGAGAGGGAGAGCUGUAUCCUGCUAACUACAGAUGUGGCAGCCAGAGGACUGGAUAUUCCCAAUGUUCAGCAUGUUAUUCACUACCAGGUCCCCAGGACAUCUGAGACCUACAUACAUCGAAGCGGCAGAACAGCGAGAGCCACCAAAGAGGGUCUCAGUUUGCUACUGAUAGGCCCAGACGACAUGAUGAACUUCAAAAAGAUUUACAAGACUCUCGGGAAAGACGAGGACCUCCCCAUGUUCCCCAUCGAGACCAAAUGCAUGGAAGCAAUCAAGGAGCGAGUAAACUUGGCCAGACAGAUAGAGAAGAUCGAGUUCCACAACAGCAGACAGAAGCAUCAUAACUCCUGGUUCAGACAGGCUGCAGAGGCCCUAGAGGUGGACCUGGAUGAUGAUCUUUUAAUCGGCGGAGCAAAGGAUGAGGACGCAGACAGAGAGCAGCAGAAGAUGGUGAAAGGGAUGAAAAAGCAUCUGAAGCAUCUGAUCUCCCAGACAGUGUUCAAGAACACGAUUAAGACCAAGUACCCAACACAGAUGGGAAAGCUCUCCCUGCCUAACCUGCCUCUGGCUGGGAAGGAGAGUGCCCUCACCAGCGUUUCUUUACAGGGGAAGAAACAGGCGUUAAAGAGAGGUGCCCGAUUAAAGCAGAAAACGCAAAAGAAAGAACAACAGUGACAUGUAACAGAAAACAUUUAAUUCUUUGACAGAAUGUAUGUAUUAUUUUUACAUGGCAGUUUGAUUCAUUUAAAUAAUUAUUGUGCCAUCUAACUGUUUACACUGCAAGAUUUUAUAAAAAAUGAGUGUCCGGAA
Labrus bergylta (ballan wrasse) is the source of this 2989-nucleotide messenger RNA. It is a transcript of the gene ddx24, whose product is annotated as DEAD (Asp-Glu-Ala-Asp) box helicase 24. Gene Ontology annotation, molecular function: nucleic acid binding; RNA helicase activity; ATP binding. The record is from RefSeq and is a predicted model, not a curated record. Lineage: Eukaryota; Metazoa; Chordata; Actinopteri; Labriformes; Labridae. Gene Ontology annotation, cellular component: nucleolus.